Molecule: messenger RNA, 213 nt
Organism: Leptosia nina
Lineage: Eukaryota; Metazoa; Arthropoda; Insecta; Lepidoptera; Pieridae
Source: the annotation of a GenBank genome assembly
AUGGACAGCAAAGUCCGUCGUAAUGGUCGUCUUAUCGACAUAGUAGACGAAGAGUGGAGAGCAGAGGUUCUACCUCAUGAGGAGAUUGAAGUACCAUCUGAGGAACUACCAGACCCCGAGGCCGAUAGCGCAGACUCUCAUCUCACCUUGAAAGAGCAAAGUCUUAGAUGGCAAGAAAACUUCCCAGAACCAGCUCAUGUAGAACAAAACUAG